Molecule: messenger RNA, 4068 nt
Organism: Cheilinus undulatus (humphead wrasse)
Lineage: Eukaryota; Metazoa; Chordata; Actinopteri; Labriformes; Labridae
Product: alpha-2,8-sialyltransferase 8E-like
Exons: 7
Coding region: 703-1779 (358 amino acids)
Biological process (GO): N-glycan processing; oligosaccharide metabolic process
Molecular function (GO): alpha-N-acetylneuraminate alpha-2,8-sialyltransferase activity
Source: RefSeq, a predicted model, not a curated record
GAAGCUGUAGCUUUGGGACUUCAGCAGAAAGUGCAGACUAGACACAUGAGAGACAAAGAGGGUGACACAGAGGAGAGGAUGGAUUUGAUUACAGAGACAAGACAAGGACUGACGAGCGAGGAUACUGGGCUGACAAAGAUCCAUUUUAGUCUCAGCUGAUGGGGACCCGAACAGGAAGAAAGGGAAAAAGAGGAGCAGAGAAGAAGAAGGACUUGUCUGAACAAGAAAGCAGAAAAGAGGUCAGAGAAACUCAGCCUGCUUAACCUGAAAGUCAUUAGCUCCGCCCACUCAGCCUAAAUGACAUGAGACAGCUACCUGGGGUUCACGCAUCAAGUCCCAACUUCUCUCAGAUACUUUACCUGAGGAAACUAAGACUUUCUGGAUAAAAAUCCAAGCCCAGGUUUAAGUCCGGCUCUGUGCCCCUGUGGAAAAUGUCAGGAAACUUUCAGGAUUACAGUCCAUGUGUGAAAGGGGUUUCUUGAGUCAAAACAGGCAAGGAGGGGUGAAAGGAAAAGCUAGAGGUGGGGGAAAGUAAGGUAAUAAGAGAAACUUAAGAAAGCGAAAUAUUAACAGUAAACGGAGCAGGGAGAAAGCCUGAAAAAAAACACAGUGUAGGUGUCAGAGAGAGCAGAUAACGGGUGAAUGCUGAGACACAAGGUGAGGGGGGCUAGCGGGUAAGAGUGAGCCGGAGGGGAGAGAGGCAUGAGGGGACAGCUCUUGAAGACACUCUUCUCUCUGGUGAUUACUCUCCUGUGUUUGGGGAGCCUGCUGACCACUGUCAUCUGGUACAUGUUCGACAACAAUGUGGAGCCCCGUCUACCAGCCCCUCAGAAGAAAAGCACCCCAAAGAACUCUGACCUCUGCAAAGGCUGCAAGGAGGUCAUUGAAAAGGUAAUGCAGCGUUACUCUAAAACCUGGCAGAAGAAGGAGGAGAAUUACAAAAAAUUCAGAUCUCAGCUGAACAGCAAAUGCAGUGGAUUCGAAAAAUCCAUCAUCACCCAGUCCAACACUCCAGUAGGAUCUAAGCUUGUUUAUGAUGGGGAAAAGAAGAGGGUCCUCCAGGUCAAUGCUGAGAUUUUCAGCACAUUUACAAAGGAGCACCCGUUCUCAAAUAAAACAUGGGACACGUGUGCUGUUGUUGGGAACGGAGGGAUCCUGACCGACAGCGGCUGUGGAGAGGUGAUAGACUCAGCUCAGUUUGUCAUCAGAUGCAACCUUCCUCCUUUGGGAAAUGGUUAUGAGAAGCAUGUAGGCGUCAAGACGGACCUUGUGACGGCUAACCCAAGCAUCUUCAUGGAGAAGUAUGGUGCUCUGAUGGGCCGUCGCCGUCCAUUUGUAGAGAGUCUACAUACUUAUGGCAGCUCUCUGCUCCUUCUUCCUGCUUUCUCCUACGGCCAUAACACUCCUAUAUGUCUGCGGGCUGCUUACACCAUCGAGGACUUUGGAAGCCCAGUAAGGCCCAUCUACUUUAACCCCCAGUACCUCCACAGUCUGGCUGCCUUCUGGCGUUCACAAGGCUUGCGAUCAGUGCGGUUAAGCACUGGAAUAAUCAUGGCCAGCCUGGCUUUGGAGGUGUGUGAAAAUGUGCAUCUGUAUGGGUUCUGGCCCUUCAGUAAUCACCCGUAUGGACUCUAUGACCUGACACACCACUACUAUGAUAACAGACAGAGUAAAAAGAAGUUCCACGCCAUGCCUGCUGAGUUUGAACUCUUGAUGCAGCUGCACAGUCAGGGGGUGCUAAAGCUUCACCUGGGAGACUGUCGACCUGGAAAAAAAUAGACCCAUGGACUACCGACAGAACAGGCGCAAAGAGCCUUCUUUGUGAAAAUCCAGCCACUCAUGAAGUCUUUCAUACUCUUUAAAAUGAAUGGACUGGUCAUCUGCUGGCGAAGAAAUGCUGAGUUGGCCAGUCAGCAGCUGAGACAUUUGCACUGAUAUUGAAAUGCAGAAGACUAAGCAUCUAAAACUGACUGUAUUUAUUGUCACGUGUUCCAGCUGGAGUCUGGAGGGACUUAUUUAGAUUCAAACUGGACCUCCUUUGUGAGGCUCUGGUCUACAGCAAAGUGCCUUUUCUAAAUCAGUAAUGAUGAGUUACAUAACUAACCACAGAAGUUUUUGAAACAAACUGAAUGUAUUGUGAAGAAAAUCAAAUACCUCCUUACAUGAAGAUUGUCUGACCUAAACAGCAGCACAAUGAAUGUGGCAAGUCUUUGGUUAAGCAUUUCAUCAAAUAUUUAUCAACCUUGGUGAAAAUAUAUAGAACUGCUGAGGGUCAAAGUUUCAUACUUGCACAGUUCUUUCACACAGUUGUUCAGAAAGGCUGGAUCUGGCUGUGAAAGAUCAUUUCUGUACUCCUUUUUUCACUCUACAGCGCUGGCACUGAUUUAAAAAGCAGCAGAGGGCAUGCAGGGGUCAUGUCCCAGUAGCUACCUACAAACUGUCAUAGCUGUCCUUUAGACAGACACCAUAGAAAUACACAGGUAACACUAUUGAAAAAAGGUGACUUGGGUGGGCUUAUGUCACAUAAUAACCCAGGAAGAAAAAGGUACUGACAUUAAGUUUAACUUCUGUAUAAUGGUAACAAAGAAAACAAGUAUUUUCUAAUAUGAAUCCUAAAUCAGUGCCAAACUUAAGUCGGAUGUAUACCGAUUUCAAGCUGACUCUUAACAGCCGUGGUGGAUUAUCUGCUCACACUGUGACUAUCAUUUUCAAUACAUGAUCAUCACACAUGAUUUAUGUUCUCUCGCUAAAGUUGAGAUGGACUGUAACAAGUGCCAGUUGAGUUCCCUUUUAGAAGGCUCACACACAGAGGUUAUGGUAAGAUUUCUUAUCUUGUUUUCAUGUUUGAAAUAGUACAUCGACAAAACAGCUCUUGUCAUCUCUGCUUCACACAUAAACAGCAUCGUCAGCAAACACGUCUACUUGCUAAAUAAUAACAGGUUCUGUUGCAGCGUAACAGUGUCAGCGAAUAUACUUGUCCGCAGGUAGGCCUAGUUCCUUCCUUAUAGGUUGAGAAGGCUCAACAGAAAGGCAUUUCUUCUGUUUUCAUGGUGAUUUAAGAUGCUGUUUAUCAGUUUACAAAUGAAGAAAAUGCUCUGAAGUUGGGGAUUCUCUCACUUUGUAAUUGUGUGCCUUCACACAGAAUUGCCUGGGCCCCUGAAAAGACCAGUGUUAGGGCCCUCCCCAGGAAGGAGUUACUAAGAUAAAUGCAUAAAUAUUGAAUCAGCAGUACUGGUGCUAGCCUCUUGGCUAACAAAUACCUCCUUUUGAAGCUGGAAAGUAUGCUAAAAAGUCAUUGUUGGGUUCAAAUGUUCCCCAGCAAGUUGCCUCUAGCUCUUAGUUUUCUGGUAUCCUGACAUUUUUCAAGUCAUAGCAUAGCUAUAAAAUCCAACAUUAAAAAAAAGGCUUAUUUAGUUCAAAGACAGGCGGGUUGCAUUUUAAAACUACAGAUUAACCAAUAAUCUGUCAUCUGUCAGAGUGGUUAUUAAUCAGGCUUGAAAUAAAUUGUGGUUAUUGUACAUUAACUCUAUAAUGGGGCAUGUUUUGCUAACCCCUUGCAGCCAGGCCCCAGAAAGCUCUCCUCUUUUUCUCCACUUAUAGAUAGCCUUGCAUUUGGCCAAAGUAUGAAACAUGCCAGAAAUCCAUCUGACCAGUCGGGAGCAGCCACGGUCAGCCAUCAUGCCCCCCCUGUACACUGAUGAUGCACAAUCAGGCCGAAAGUUGGUCUGACUUCUAAGUGACUCAGCUGAAAAUUUGCUCGGCUUUUCUGUCUCCAUUGUGAGUUAAUGUAGUGAUGGACAUUUUGGAUAAGCUUUCAAUUGUUACAUUUAAAUCAAGACUUGUUUUAAUCUUUCACAACCCUCAGUGUUGCCUUUCAUGCCGACUCUUCUAAAGUCUUAGCUGAGAUUUUUGUCAUCCAGAGAAAAAAAAAAAAAAAGAUUAAACUUGACAACUCUUUGAGCUAACUUCAGAAAACUUUUGAAUGCUUGUGUUUUUGUUUUUGGGAACCACACAAAGGGAGAGGGAAUGCUACAGUGGUUUGAGGAAUAAAUGUUUAUCAGACAGAAA